GACGCUCUGGAUCUACUAAACUUCUUCGACGACGCUCUUGGGAGGGGAACAUUUGUACCUAGCAGGCGUUCCAGACAUGCAGUCGGGGUUAGUUUGGAAAAAGACGCGACCGAGGUUGGAUCGUUGGGCGUGGUAUACCUGAACCGGCAUAAUCCAUCCACCUGCAGACGCGGACAGAUCGAGACGGAUGCAACGACAAAGAUCGAUCGGGAAAAUGGAUGUACUGUGGCUGAUCGGAUUCUUCCUAGGAAUCGAGUUUCUCUGCGGCCGAACAACUCUCGCUCACAUCUCCGUACUUUCGAGCCCUAAGGAUGCCAUUGGUUACGGAACGCAAUACCGAUUCCAAUACUACGUACGCGACGAGCACGGGGAUUACAAAACUCAGGAAGAAGCUGGAGAAGGUGGAAGCGCACGGGGAAGCUACGCCGUCGAGGAGCCGAACGGUGAGUUGAGAAUCGUCCAAUACACGACGGACCUGAGCGGCGGAUUCAAGGCGCACAUAAAGGUGGAUCACGCGGGAAAAUCACCGUCAAAACUCCAGGAGAUCGACAUACCGGCUGAGGAAUUGCGGAAGUUGAUGACCGAGAACCGGCGGAAGAAGGCGGAACUGGAUAUACCGGAAGUGAAAUCCUCCAAGAGCUACGUUCUCGGUCCACCCCGAAAAAUGUCUGACAUUGUGAUGGAGCAGGCGGCGGCGAUCAGGGAAAUUAUAUCGAAGGAAAUAAAGGCGGAGGAGGAACGCGAGGCGGUGGGAAAACUGAAGGUGAAGGGCGGCGAGAAUCCCGUGGAGGAAGAUCUUGGAUCGACGGACGUCGUCGACUGCGACGAGGAAAAAACGGCCACGAAAAUUCCGGAAACGUCGCUUCCUCGUAUUUCCUCACUCCAAGUUGAAGACAAGACAAAACCAACGACCGAGCCAACAAUUCCUCCGACGCGCCGUGAAAACGAAGAAACGCAGGAGCAAUCCGUCGACGAGGUCGACUCACCGGACGAAGUUUGCGGAUCUGGAGGCUGUCCGUCAUAUUCCAGUGAAAAAACUGCCAAGGCGGUUUCAACCGAGGAACAAACUGACGAAAGAAACAAUUCCCAGGUAGCGAGGGAUAACUCAGAGGUCCCGGAGAUUGGGAAAGAGACCGCGACGCUCCAGGAAGGGGAUCUGCAGUCUCCGUUGGUCCACGUUGCGUUGACUUCACGGAAAAUCGACGAGAAUCCGAGUCUCAUUCGGGAAGCGAAGCCGAGUCCCGUAAAAAAUUUCAGCUUCAAGAAUCGCAUGAUGUUCUACAAACCGGCGGAUACGAGUCCGAACGGCUCUCUGGAUCCGAAUCUGCCCAGAAAGUCCGACGGCGUUGAGAAGUCCGUAAAUAUUGCCGGAGACUUGGCCAACGAGAAUCAUGCGAGCACCGAAGGAGAAGAAGAAAUUGUGCUGUACUCGCCGCAGGUGGAGAACGGAGAGCAGGGCAACCGGAAGCGCAGGUUCAUCAAGGUACCCUACGAAGUGCUGAGACCCUACUUCGCCAGCGUGCAAGAAGAGGAACAAAAGAAAAUGACAAAGUGAUCGGAGGAAUAGAGAGAAAAUAUUAUUGUAAUAAUGGACUGAUUUAUAGUCUUGCGAAGAAUUUGCUAUAACGUAUUGCUGCGUUCUUACUACGAUGUACGUACUUACCUUACAUACGUAAUACGAUUAAUGAAUUUGUGAUUUGCACGGUAUGAUAGUAUUUUUAUA
This is a messenger RNA of Diprion similis, 1723 nucleotides long. RefSeq lists its product as uncharacterized. The coding region runs from base 188 to 1555 and encodes 455 amino acids. Lineage: Eukaryota; Metazoa; Arthropoda; Insecta; Hymenoptera; Diprionidae. The record is from RefSeq and is a predicted model, not a curated record. Gene Ontology annotation, cellular component: extracellular matrix. The transcript is spliced from 3 exons.